GAAAUAAAGUAACUUUUCAAUGAUAUUGUAAUUUUUUAGAUGCACUAUUGCACAUAAAGACGUAUAAAGCAGUGCGGCGGUGGGUCGGUAGGAGGCGCUGCUCACACUGAUCCUCCGAAACCCGCAGAACCAGAAGAAGAAGAAGAAGAAGCAGCGCGCGGGUAGAGGCGGCGGCCGGAGAUUCAGGAGUAUCACUAUGUCUAAGAGGAAGAGCAGUCAAACUUCAGAAGGUCCACGAAAAAGAGUGAGACCUUCAACAGCAGAAUCAUCAGAAAACGAGGGAGAAGGAAUAUGUUCCAUUCAGGACAGCCGAGGAGACAGUGCCUCAGGGGAAGUUGGUAUUAUAGAGAAGAUCUUUCUGAAGAACUUCAUGUGUCAUUCUUUGCUUGGUCCCUUUACGUUCGGCUCAAAUGUGAACUUCGUUGUUGGAAACAAUGGAAGUGGUAAAAGUGCGAUACUGACGGCUCUGAUUGUGGGUCUGGGAGGAAAAGCACAGACCACCAACAGGGGCUCUUCACUCAAAGGCUUUGUUAAAGAAGGAGAGAGCUCUGCAGAAAUCUCCAUCACUCUGAGGAACCGAGGCCAAGAUGCUUAUAAACCCGACGUGUUCGGAGAGUCCAUCACCAUCGACCUGCGCAUCUCCAGCGAAGGCCUGAGAACCUACAAACUGAAGAGUAACACCGGUUAUCUUGUUUCCUCAAAAAAGGAGGAACUGGUCUCUAUUCUUGAUCACUUCAGUAUUCAGGUGGAUAAUCCGGUUUCUGUGCUGACUCAGGAAAUGAGUAAACACUUCCUCCACUCUAAAGGAGAGGGAGAUAAGUACAGAUUUUUUAUGAAGGCCACUCAGCUGGAGCAGAUGAAAGAAGAUUAUAACUACAUUAUGGAGACAAAGACUGUUACCCAGAACACAGUGGAGAAACAUGAGGAGAUUCUGCAGGACUUGCGGCGUAAAUAUAAGCAAAAGGAGGAGAAGUAUAAGAAUCUGGCCUCUAUUGAUGACAUGCAGGAGAAACUGGAGAAGCUGAAGCAUCAGAUGGCCUGGGCUCUGGUGAGUGAAAUGGAGCAGGAAGUGGAGCAGAUGAGGAAGAGGACGGCGGAGGAGGAGAGAUCUACUGUUAAGUAUGAUCAGAAAGUGGAGGAGUGGAAGGAGAAGGUAGCAGAAGCUGAGCAGAGGUAUAAGCAGUUCCACAACCAGUUGGAGAGCGUUACUGAGCGCGUGCAGAAGCUGCAGCCGGAGUGUGGGCAGUAUCGCAGCCGAGCGCAGGAGUGCAGCAAAGCCUUCAGAACCACUGAGGCUGCGUUUCACAGGCAGAAGACGGCGGUCAGGGACUUGGAGCGGGAUAAAGAGCAGCUGGCCCGGCGUAUCAGUGAGCUGAAGCUCAGCAUCACUCAGUCGAGUGCGGCGGACAGUCAGGCCCGCGUGCAGCAGAUGGAUCAUCUCCAGUCUGAGCUGGAUGCUCUGAUCUUCCAGGAGACCACGCUGGCCCAGCAGAUCGAUCAGUUCCAGCAGGCCUGCACCAGCUCCAAAGACAACCUCAGCAGGAUGAGGCGUGAGGAGCAGGAUCUGCAGCGUGCUGUAGACUCUAAGCAGCGUGAUCUCUCUGCUCUGGAGGGCAGUAGGCACGGUGGACUCCGCCGCUUUGGAGAGCAGAUGCCGGCGUUUUUAGCCGCUAUAGACGAAGCUCAUCGCAAAGGACAGUUCCGCAAAAAACCUGUUGGGCCGCUUGGAUUCUGUAUCCGGCUGCAGGAUGCAGACUAUGCUCUUGCAGUGGAGAGCUGUCUGAAGGCUCUGAUGCUGGCGUUCUGCUGUGAUAACUACGCAGAUGAGCGAGUUCUACAGGCUCUGAUGAUCAGAAGCUUCCCACAGGGACGAAGACCUCAGAUUAUUGUCAGUGAAUUUAUUGAAACGCCGUACAACAUCAGUAACAGGGCUGUAAAUCAUCCUGAAUUCCCAACAGUUCUUCAGGCCCUGGACAUCGACAACCCAGUGGUGGCCAAUUGCUUGAUUGAUAUGAGGGGAAUAGAGACUGUGCUGCUUAUUAAAAACAGUAAAGAUGCUCGGAGAGUGAUGCAGGGAGGAAAUCCUCCUCGUAACUGUAGAGAGGCGUUUACUCGUGAAGGAGAUCAGGUCUACAGCAACCGCUACUAUUCCUCAGACCAGCAGAGGGCGCACUACCUCAGCCGAGACGUGGAGCAGGAAAUCAGGAAUUUACAAGCAGCUAUAAGAACUCAGGAGACGCAGGUGCAGGGCUUCAGGCAGCAGGUUCGAGACGUUCAAGACAACAUUCGUCAGACUGAAGCUCUGCUGAAGAGAGCUCUUAAUGAUCACAAAACAGUGAAGGAUCGCUGCAGAAAGCUGCGUUUGGAGAUCAAUGACUUGAGGAACGUAGAGGAACCGCAGUCAGAGGACCUGAAGCCUCUGGAGGAUGAGUUGGGGGAGCUGAGCAGCAGGUUAGAUGCGUGUCGUGAGGAGUGUGAGGCGGCGCGGCAGCAGAUGCUCACCUCGAAGAGAGUGCACGAGGAAGCAGAACAGCUGUACCGGCAGCACAGAGAGACCUUAAACAGCGUGGCUGAGGAGGCAGAACCCAUUAAGGAGGAGCUGAGUAAGAGUGAUCAAGAAGUAGAGAAGAGCAAGCACCAUAAGAAACAUUAUGAGGAGAAGCGUAAAACACACAUUGCCCAAAUCCAGACACAGAGAAACACACUGGAGGAAAAGGAACAACAGUUACAGGCGUCCACAGAAAAGGCCUGUGAGAUUUCCCCCGAGCGAAUAGAUAUAAGGAGAACAGCCAAGAGCCUCGACACCGAGAUCAACCAUUUAAAACGUAAAAUUAUCACACAGCAAGAACAGCAUGGAGACAGGGACACCAUAAUAAGGGAGUACCAGGAGUCGUUGGAGAGCUACAAUAUCACUGCACAGCAAGUAAAGUGCCUCAAACACUUCACCCAUCUACUGGGCAAGAUCAUGGACACGCGGCAUGAUGUCUACACUGAAAUGAGGAGGUAUCUUUCUGUGCGUUGUAAGUACUACUUUGACUCCAUGUUGUCGCAGAGAGGAUACACAGGAUCCAUGACCUUUAACCACAAGACGGAGGCGCUCUCCAUCUCAGUGCAGCCAGGUGAGGGUGAUAAGGCCGCUCUGAGUGAUAUGCGCUCUCUCUCCGGAGGUGAACGCUCCUUCUCCACGGUGUGCUUUGUUUUAUCUCUGUGGGCGAUAGCUGAAGCUCCGUUCCGCUGCCUGGAUGAGUUUGAUGUCUACAUGGACAUGGUGAACCGGCGGAUUUCUAUGGACAUGAUGUUGAAGAUUGCAGCGAGUCAGCGCUACAGACAGUUCAUCUUCCUCACUCCACAGAGCAUGAGUUCUCUCCCUGUGAAUAAUCUGAUCCGGAUCCUGCGUCUGAAAGAUCCAGACCGCAGUCAGUCUGUUCUGCCGUUUGGUCAGCAGGAGGCGUGAGGAGGAGCCUGGGCUGGAGGCGGAGCAGAAUAACGGAAACUCAGUCAGAAGCUCAGUUUACUGAUUAAGAGCUGAAAUCUUGUUGCAUGUUUUUUUGUUGUUGUUUGUCUUGAAAUAUAGAAUGUUUUUUCCUGGUUCUGUAAAAGUUGUUUAUCUUUCAGGCAGAGGCAAAAAGUUACUCUAGCGGUCAAUAGAAAAAAAGAAGCUUUGAUGUUGAAUAUAUAUAUAUAUAAUAUUUGAUGUUAUAUUGUUGCAUUACUGCAGCUUUACCGUUUAAAACCACUUUAUUUUCUGCAGAUAAAGAAUCUGUGUUCAUAGUGUUGUAAACCUUUCAGAUGUUAGAUAUUUGUCUAAAAUUAAAACCUUUCUGUUAAACACCAA
Molecule: messenger RNA, 3835 nt
Organism: Astyanax mexicanus (Mexican tetra)
Lineage: Eukaryota; Metazoa; Chordata; Actinopteri; Characiformes; Acestrorhamphidae
Gene: smc6
Product: Structural maintenance of chromosomes protein 6-like
Exons: 27
Coding region: 197-3454 (1085 amino acids)
Biological process (GO): double-strand break repair via homologous recombination
Cellular component (GO): nucleus; Smc5-Smc6 complex; site of double-strand break
Molecular function (GO): damaged DNA binding; single-stranded DNA binding
Source: RefSeq, a predicted model, not a curated record